Leptonychotes weddellii (Weddell seal) is the source of this 580-nucleotide messenger RNA. Lineage: Eukaryota; Metazoa; Chordata; Mammalia; Carnivora; Phocidae. The record is from RefSeq and is a predicted model, not a curated record.
AGCACUUUCCAGAGGUGAUGCUGGGGGAAGAAUUUCUUAGCCUAAGUCUGGACCAAGUGUGCAGCUUGAUAUCCAGUGACAAGCUGACUGUUUCUUCAGAGGAGAAGGUAUUUGAAGCUGUGAUUUCAUGGAUCAAUUAUGAGAAAGAAACCCGUUUAGAGCACAUGGCAAAACUGAUGGAACAUGUCCGUCUUCCUCUCUUACCGAGGGAUUACCUGGUCCAGACGGUUGAAGAAGAAGCUUUGAUAAAGAAUAACAACACCUGUAAGGACUUCCUCAUCGAGGCCAUGAAAUACCAUCUGCUCCCUCUGGAUCAGAGGCUCUUGAUUAAGAACCCGAGGACCAAGCCCAGGACUCCAGUCAGCCUGCCCAAGGUAAGCCCCAGCCCAGUCAGUGCCAGCAGGCGGGACUGUGUUCUGGGCAAAUGGCCUUCUGCUCCUGCCUCCAAGUCUAGCCUCACCCAUGGCUGCCCUGCUUCUUGGUUGCAUUUACGACCUAAGAGAUGGAGUCUGCUGGUUCCUUUUAAAUCUGCUGGUACCGGGGCGCCUGGGUGGCUCAGUCGUUAAGCGUCUGCCUUCGG